Messenger RNA from Dermacentor andersoni, 1964 nucleotides. RefSeq lists its product as uncharacterized. Gene Ontology annotation, biological process: sex differentiation; regulation of transcription by RNA polymerase II. Gene Ontology annotation, cellular component: nucleus. Gene Ontology annotation, molecular function: RNA polymerase II cis-regulatory region sequence-specific DNA binding; DNA-binding transcription factor activity, RNA polymerase II-specific. The record is from RefSeq and is a predicted model, not a curated record. NCBI's taxonomy places the organism in Eukaryota, Metazoa, Arthropoda, Arachnida, Ixodida, Ixodidae.
GCUCGCGUGCGCUCGUCGCUGUCGGCGAUGCCGGCGUUCCUUCUGGCACAUUGCGUCCACCGUGCGGCCGAUAUGAACGGCGGUCCGACGACGCCGGCGCGCUACGCCGCGUCCGGCGCACCGGCGGCGGCCGCUCUGCCCGCGGCCUGCGCCCUGCGCUCCCCGACCGGCCGGCAGCCCAAGUGCGCCCGCUGCCGGAACCACGGCCGCCGCCGAUUGGUGCGCGGUCACAAGCGCCACUGUCCCUUUCGGGAGUGCACCUGCGAGAAGUGCGAGCUCAUUGCCGAACGCCAACGCGUCAUGGCCAAGCAAGUGGCCCUGAGGAGGGCGCAAGCAGCCGCCGAAUCCACGGGCCACCAGCUGAUGACUGAUGACGAGAACGACGUCGAUCCUGCCAGCCCUGUGCUCGGCUUGCACGUUGCUCCUCCGUCGCAGUGGAAUUCGGGCGACGCCGUGGCGCCCGACCCGACGUCCCCGCUCGCACAGGGAACGUCGGCCUUUGCUGCCGCAGGUAUCCUCGAGGAACUGCGGAAGCGCCGGUACGUUCAAGACGCCCUCGCCUGCCUUGCCAACGCUCUCGCCGUCUCCGGUGCUGAGGCGCCGCCGCUCGUUUACCUGUACGCGCUCCUGCGGGAGACAAACUUCAGCGUCGAUCGUGCCUUUUCCCGGCUUCUGGAAGCUCGUCUCGAGGUCCAGUCGUUGGCGAUUCAAGACUCAUUGCAAAAGCAGCCGGCCCUGCAGAUGUGGUCGAACGUGCCCUGCCCGCCGUGCUCCACCACGGCCACCACCAGUCUGCUGGCGGUGCCCACUUUGCCUUCCCUCCUGUCACCCGGGCUGCCGGCGCCGCAAGGUUUUCCCGUGGCCGUCUUUGCGCGGCCGAACGCGACGGCCGUGCACAGCCGCCCUCACAUCGUCGCGGCUGCCGCGCCAGAGCGACCCGCUUCGGAGCUCCACGAGAGGCGUCGUUCAAGAAGCGGCGACUCGUCGGAAGACGACUCGCCCUUGGAUGUGGAGAGCGAACACGGACGGUCGCCUGGCUUCAGCUGCUCGCCCGGCGCGUCGCAAGAUCGGAGCAGGCUGUGUGCUGCCGCGCGCAACUCGUAACUCCGUUGCGAACUCCGUCCUUAACGUUUCGAGCUAGGCGACGGUGUUGCAAUGCGCGCUUUGAAUUGCGCGGUGCGGUACGCUGGUGUACGAGUAGCGUAUACACGCCUGGCGGUGCAGUGCAAGCGUCGGGUGUCCCUCAUCGAAUAGGUGGAAGCAGGCAUCGAGGCAGCGAUCCCGUGUCAAACGCACCUUACUGCUUUGCUAUAAGCACUGAGCGAUUGGCGAACGCCCAGCUUUGCGAAGAGAAGCACUGUUCGAGGGGGUGGAAGGGCAGAGAAAGCUACGCCGUAGAACAGAAAUGAUGACUAUCGCUUACCUCCUCAGUAAUGACUAGCACCCGAGGUAUGUAAGGCACAGCAAAGUAAUCUGAGAGGUCAGAAAAUGGCGCGAGCCUGACACCAAAACUGAACUUACAGCUGCCAUGGGCAUGAUCACAUUAAUUCCACGUUCUGAUAGGGACGGAAAAAGAAAUCACGAAAGGAGAACACGGAAUACACUGGGAUUACAAAUUAAAAGAUCAGUUACUUACAGCACCAAUGCUAGGGUACGAAUCAAACAGCCAAAUGUAGCUAUGCCACUUUUAAGAAGUUGAUUAUAGUCCCGGUCACAAGGACCAUCUUUGGUGAAGGAACAGAAUGCGCUCUAGGGGCAAACAGAAGUCCAUCGUGACAAGCCCUUGCAGCGAAAGCCGUUGUUGGACGCUCUCUUCGGCAUCUCGCUAAAGGUGAUGACGACGGCGACCUAAACAGCAUGUCGGAUAUUCACUAAGGAUGAUGUACCAAGAAUCGAGCCAUGUAGACAAAAUGUUUUAUCAAAGCUGAAUAAAUGAUGACACGAAAAAGCGUGUGACGAGCUGA